AUGCAAAAGCUCGCCAACAUGCGUCACUGGCCCGAGAGGAUGAGUCCAAACUUCGGCAUGUCGUCGCGGCCGAACAACAUGAACAUGACGGCAUUAAAUGCCCACCAGAAGAAUGGCGCUCCGGGAGCUCCGCCUCUAAGUCCCUCGCCCGCCGCCGAUACCACGAUCCACUAUGCCUUCAACGUUCCCUUCGCAUCCGAACUCGCCGGCCCCAACACCGAGGAGAUCCUGCACGCUACGGGCGACUCGAUAAUGCGAUGGACGCAUCCCAAAGAAGCACCCGACGACAUUCCCAUCUACGAGUUGCCGGUACACGCACAGAACGUGGCAGCUUUGCGAAACAUGUGUGUCGAGUUGACCAAGGGCCCACUGCCCAUUGAGGCCCACGUCAUAUCAACCACGCCGAAGCACCUCAAGGGCCAGGUUACCACCGUUUGUCUUUCCGGCGCCCCGGAACUGGUUCACAAGAGUCGAGAGACCAUUUUGAACGAAACCCCGUUGGCCCUGCGCUGUACGACGGUCGAUGUUGAAUACAAUCUUAUUGUCGAUUCCAAAGCUGGUGUUCUGGUCAAGCACGUUACAGAUGCUCUCGAUACGUUUGCACAAUUCUGCGGAGUUGACAUUUUCAUCCUCGGCCCCAAGCUCACCCCUAUGGUUGAUGGCCUCAAUGGUGAUAUCGAGGUGAUCCGAGACCAGAGAUGGCGCGUGGCGAUCUAUGGCGAUACCGAAUCCACCGAACACGCUAAGACGCAAGUUCUGAUCUUCAUUGACAAGCUGCUCGGACGACACCUUGAUAUGGUACGAUUCGAGAGCACCUUGCACCCGAUCGUGUGCGGCCGCUCUCGAAAGAACAUCAAGUUGAUCGAGUCUAUGACUAACACGGCAAUCUACUUCCCACCGUUUGCCCAGAUGCACCGAUAUUGCCCGCCGAAUGCUACGCGCCGGAACCCCGAAGAAAUCUACAUCACGGGCGAAAGUCGUCCGAGCAUUGAGCUGGCUAAACGCAAGAUCCACGAAUUGGUCAGCCGAACCAAGAUCUUUAUGAAGGAUGCAGUGGCCUCGCCCUCCAAAAUCGACACUGUCCUGCUCGGCCGAAUGGACAAGGUGCGUAAGAUCAUGGAGAACAACGGCACUUACAUCAUGUUUCCCCCUCUCGCGUCUCAGCGCAACAUGAUCCGAGUUCAAGGUGUGGAGGGCCUGCAAAUCGAGCGCACCAUGAAGGAGAUCAUGUCACUUGCCGGCCAGUUCUACUAUGCUUCGUGGUGGAUUCAGCAAGCUGGAGCUUCUCAGCUGCCCAGUCCCCAUGACAUUAGAACCAUGCUGGGAGACAUAUGUGCCAACUCAGACGCCGAUAUUUCCUUUGAUAAGAUGACGUUUACUGUGACGGGCAAUGAUGACGCUGUGAAGGCUGGUUUGAUGGUUCUGUCACCGAUGAAAUUCGUGAAUCAGACGCAGCACCAGAUACGCGUCAAGAUCGAGUUGGCCAAUGAGCACAAGGAGUUUGUCUCGGGCAAGAAGAACGGCAAGAUCAACAAGAUCAUGACGCAGAGCAACGUUCAGAUUAUUUUCGACAGCUUCAGAGAGUACAACUUUGACAUUGACGUUAUUGCGCCAACGUAUGACUCCAUGAAACAGGGUUUGGGACUUGUCGAGCAAGAGAUGCCCGCUUCCAUCUCAUUCCAUGUGCCGGAUCAAUACCAUAAGCGCAUCAUCGGCAUUGGUGGUCAGCAUAUCCAACGCAUCAUGAAGAAGCACUCCGUAUUCGUCAAGUUCUCCAACGCCAUGGAUCGAGGCGGCAUGGGUCGGGAAGAUGACGACGUCAAGGUUGACAACGUCAUUUGUCGUACUCCUGCUCGCAACGCCCAAAACUUGGAGCUUGUCAAGUCGGAGAUCUUAGACAUGGUUGAUCGGGCGCACUCUGAAUUCACUUCACAGGUUGUUCAUGUUGACCGGCUGUACCACCGUCAACUGAUCGCUCGUCUGGCCGAGAUUGAAGAACUCGAGAAGAAGUGGAACUGCAAAAUUGUCUUCCCUAGCACCGAGCAGGCAAGCGACGAAGUGACGGUGACGGGACCUGAAUGGCAGGUUCCUCUCUGCGCCGAUGAAUUUCUCGGCAUGGUUCCAGAGACUCAUGAAUUAGUCUUGACUCGAACUCCCUCUUUGAUUAAAUAUUUGGAGUCUCCCACUUUCGUCAACGAUCUCGUUGCGAAACUGAAGAAGCACUACGAAGUCACUCUGGAAGUUCACGAGAAUCCCGAAGAGAAGACGGACGACGGUGGGCGUACCAUGACUUUGUUGUGGAAACUUACUCGAAAUAAUGCGGGGGGGCUCCGUGACGCGAUUGACUUAUUGCACGCCGAGUUUACCACGGCUGAAGUCGAAACCACUGUCGUCAAAGGCGCUCUUCCUCGACCCAAGUCGGACUCUUUUGAGGACUCGUUGCAAUACUUCGACUCGAAACUUCUGCAGCACGCGCCUGCAUCCAUUGGGACCGACUCGCCAACCAAGCCGGCGUUUGGCGAGGAGGUCUCUCAACGCAGCACUACCUUGUUUGACAAGCUCCGAAAGCCCUCGCAGCUUCUCUCUUCGCUUGAUCGUAGAAAGAACAGUUCUCACUCUGUCAACACUCUGUUCAAGGGGUCAAGCAAUGUUUCCAAAUCUUCUCUGAUCUCGAUCGAGUCGACUCGCAGCUUCAACGCUGAUCGCAACCCCUGGAAUGACAGCGGCGUCAAUCUCCCCGAUGACGACGGCAACAUCUGGGGUAACCGCCACUUCGGCAACGGCUAUGAUAACAAAUUGACGCCCAACAGCAUUCUGCACGGCGGCGGCGAUGUGACGCCUCGACACGGCACGCGUGCCUCUGGCGACAGCGGCCGGCCGUCGACUUCUCAUUCUACAAAUUCAGGAUACCCCGGUCCUAUCGGACCUUACCGUUAG
Molecule: messenger RNA, 2937 nt
Organism: Pseudomassariella vexata
Lineage: Eukaryota; Fungi; Ascomycota; Sordariomycetes; Amphisphaeriales; Pseudomassariaceae
Product: KH domain-containing protein
Exons: 6
Coding region: 1-2937 (978 amino acids)
Biological process (GO): nuclear division
Cellular component (GO): nucleus; cytoplasm
Molecular function (GO): mRNA binding
Source: RefSeq, a predicted model, not a curated record